This is a messenger RNA of Penicillium bovifimosum, 345 nucleotides long. RefSeq lists its product as uncharacterized. The record is from RefSeq and is a predicted model, not a curated record. The transcript is spliced from 2 exons. NCBI's taxonomy places the organism in Eukaryota, Fungi, Ascomycota, Eurotiomycetes, Eurotiales, Aspergillaceae. The coding region runs from base 1 to 345 and encodes 114 amino acids.
AUGGAGGAAGCAAACGUGGACCUUACCGAUCCGCCCGACCAGAAGGACGAUUUUUCGUUCCCGGUUUUAGCGACUGCUGAUCCUCGCGCGAACGAGUUCCGGGACCGCGUCCGUCAGUAUAACGCGGCUUUCGCCUUUACCUCCAUCUCCUAUACUCCGGAUCAGCGUGUCAGUGGAAACUACAAACCCCUUAUGGUGGCUGGCGAGUUGUUUCAUCUGUAUGGACCAUUGGAACCCUCGGUUCAGGAGUCUGGGCAGGAGGGCAUAUCCCCAGCGUUCGCCCAGCUAUGGCUGUUAGAGGACCAACAGGCGACUAUCCCCAUCCAGGCGACUAUGGCGCUAUGA